Messenger RNA from Megachile rotundata (alfalfa leafcutting bee), 2435 nucleotides. RefSeq names its product BRCA1-associated RING domain protein 1. Gene Ontology annotation, molecular function: protein binding; ubiquitin-protein transferase activity. NCBI's taxonomy places the organism in Eukaryota, Metazoa, Arthropoda, Insecta, Hymenoptera, Megachilidae. Gene Ontology annotation, biological process: protein K6-linked ubiquitination. Gene Ontology annotation, cellular component: BRCA1-BARD1 complex; BRCA1-A complex. The record is from RefSeq and is a predicted model, not a curated record.
UAUCAUAAAUCAUAAAAAUUGCUUCACUGAUCUCAAAGAUAUCGCAAUGUUUCCAUUUUAGUCUUACAUUUUGAAGGGUUAUCUUAUGCCCUAAAUUUGUUUUUCCACAGAUAAAAAAAGUGUGUCCUUUAAUUUUUCAUGUAAUAUAACAUAUCCAUAUUUCAGAAAAAUAUGGAUAUAUAGAGAGUAACACUUCCGCAGGUUUACUUGUCAGAGAUUGUGAUCUCUAGUUGUAUCCCUACUCUUUGACAGAGCAUGAUUAGUGUUGUUAUAUCUGAACUUUAAUAUACGGCGGUACUUCAAUAUACAAAUAUAAAGUGGAAAAGUAACACAGUUUUUGAUUCUAACAUUAUAGAGUAUUGUAAGGUAGUAUUUAAAUAUGAAUUCAUCAUGGAAGAAUACUCGUGAUGCUCUCAAAAACUUCGCAAGUGUAUUAAUAUGUAACAAAUGUAGCCCAAAGAGAUGUAGCAUUACUACUAAUAAUGCAUUAAGAAGAUGAGAUGAAUGCAAUAAAGUAAUGUAACAUAGUACAGAGGAAAGAAAUAAUGACAUUCAUUUAUUUUGACCUACAGAUAAGUACAUGAACAUGUUGAAAUAUAUUUUGCCUCAUUUUUUUAUUGGAUGUUUAUAGCUAAUUGUAGGAGAAAGAAUUUCCACAAUUAAUGACAUACAAAGUAUUAAUGUGGUCAAUAAAAUGAAUAACAUAUAAUUAGUCACAAUUGUUGAAUAGACCAUUCCCUGGAAAUAUAUCAUAUUAUUGUUUAAAAAAUAUAGUGGAUUUCAGUUAUUUCGAACAAAUUAGGACUAGCAUAUUUUGUCCUAUUUAAAUCGACCAUUUAGCUUAUGUAUAGCAUCACAUGUAAAUACACUAGUGGAAAUAAACCAAUAAAUGCAAUGAGGUAUACCAAUUGUGGUCAUUUUUUUUGCAGUCACUGUAUUUUAAAUCAUUCAGAAUGUGUAAAAUGCAAUACACCUGUGCAACCACUUGAAAUAUCUAAUGAUCACUUAGUUAAGCAUCUUGUUUCUUCCUGUGAUAUUAUUGCAGAACUAAUACAGGAAAAAAAUUUGUGGAACACAACAACUACAAAUUUAAAUAACCUAACUCAAAUAUCUACUCAAGUGUCUACUACAACAGAAGCCAGAACCAAGGUUACCAAUGUGAAUUAUCGUAUACCAAAGAAAAACAUUGACAAACCAAAUGAUAAAGGAGAAACAAAACUACAUAGUGCUUGUUUAAAGAAUCAGGAAGAGCAUGUAAAAGGACUUUUGCGUCUUGGUGCAAAUCCAAACACAAAAGAUAAUGCUGGUUGGACUCCUUUACAAGAAGUUGUAUGUUAUGGAUAUAUUAAUAUAUGUAAGUUACUUCUAGAAUGUGGGGCAUUGCCUAAUACACCUGGUUUAGAAAAUAGAAGAGCAUUACAUGAAGCUGCUUUAAAUAACAGGUUGCAAGAAGCAGAGAUGCUUUUAAAAUAUGGUGCUAGAAAAGAUGUAUUUGAUGACUCUGGAAAGAAGCCCAUAGAUUAUUGUAAGGCACAUAGCGAAAUGUGGAAUAUUUUAAGUGAUAAAAAUGAGUAUCACAAUACAAGUGAAGAAGCUGUACUUCUUAACAGUACUUUACAUCAAUCAUUUUCUAUGACACAGUCAUUUGACACAAUUGUUAUAUUUGCAUCAAAUUUAAGGACACAUAACAGAAAAUAUCUGGAACAAAUGAUUUCAAAACAUAAAAUUAAAACUGUAUCUGUUUUUCGAUCAUGUGUAACUCACAUCAUAGUAGAAGCAAGUCAAAAUGUUACUCGAUUGACAUAUGAUGUUAUGAUGGCACUUUUAUGUGGUUGUUGGAUACUUAAUACUGCAUGGAUUCAGUACGAUAUGGACAUAGUUGAUAUAUUAAAAGGAGAUUUGGAAGUAUUGGAACUAUUUGAAAUAUUUAAAACAACUGGUUCAUCAAAAGAAGGAAUUCCAAAAAAGGCUAGAGAAAAUGCACAAAAUCAGAAUCCAAGACUUUUUAAUAAAUGUCAUUUCUAUUUUGCCAUGGAACCAAAGAAUAAUUAUCAUAUAAAUGAUAUGGUACUAACAAAAGAUGCUUUAUCAAAACUUGUACAAACAGGUGGUGGGACAGUCUUGAAAAGAGAACCAAAGCCUGAAGAUAUAAAAAAUAAGGAACAAUUUAUCAAUUUUCAUAUUGCAAAUGAACCUACUCAUCCUUUAUAUAAGUGUACUCAUUAUAUUAUAUAUGUGUCAGAAAGAGAUGGGCCACACAUAAAAUAUAAUAUGCCUCAUAUAAAAACACUACCAAUUGCCUGGUUAAUUGAAUGUAUAGAACAAUUUACACUGGUUGAUCCAUCAAAAUUAGGUUUACUUAGAUAAUAACGCAACUUAUUUUUUAUAAUACUAACUAUAUUAUAUAACAGAAUAAAUGUUAUUAACAAAUUUAA